AUGAGCAUAAGAGGCGUGUUCAUUUUGAUAGGGCAAAAUAGUGCAGCCGCGAAUACGACAAUGAGCACUUCACCCAUGCUUACGGUGUGCAUCGUCUUGUUGAGCCUGCACGGCAUCUGCAACGGACAAGCACAAGCAACACAGAAAUGCCAAACACAUGGUCCCAACAUGGACGACUCGACACGUGACAUAAUUCUGGAAUUUCAUAAUGGAUUUAGGACCCAACUAGCUAAAGGAUUGUCGCCAGGUUAUCGAGGGAAUAAUCUAUUGCCUGCAGAAAACCUUUACAAAAUGAGAUGGAGCUGUAAUUUAGAAGCGAAAGCUGUGAAAGCAACCAAAAGCUGCGAUCAUUAUAAUAUUGCCGCCGAAAAUUUAGCACAGAACAUAUAUUAUUCCAAUGAUGAGGACUAUAUCCAAAAAAGGGGAAAGAAAAUGUUCCUCAUCGAUGCCAUGUACGAAUGGACAAUGCCAGCCGAAUACUACAGCACGAAAACGGCUAUAGAACCGAGUAGAGGAAUGCGAAAUGUGACCAGUUACAGAAACGGUGCACAGCUCACCUAUGUCAAUAUGGCUGCUGAAUCUAUUUAUGAAGUUGGCUGCAAUUAUGAGCAGUGCAAGAAUGGCGGAAUAGCCGAAGCUGUGUUCACAUGUUUCUAUAACAAGAUCAUUAAUGGAGGAGCAGUCGUGUAUUUGGUAGGAGAUGGAACCGGAUGUGCGCAGGAUCCUGUGGUGUGCACCUUGGGUAAAAGUCGUUGCGAAGGUCUACUAUGCGUGUACUGA
Ostertagia ostertagi is the source of this 780-nucleotide messenger RNA. NCBI's taxonomy places the organism in Eukaryota, Metazoa, Nematoda, Chromadorea, Rhabditida, Trichostrongylidae. The record is from the annotation of a GenBank genome assembly.